This is a messenger RNA of Adineta steineri, 453 nucleotides long. NCBI's taxonomy places the organism in Eukaryota, Metazoa, Rotifera, Eurotatoria, Adinetida, Adinetidae. The record is from the annotation of a GenBank genome assembly.
AUGUUUAUGUCAUACAUCGUUAUUCUCAUACAUUGUUUUAUUAUCGAAGUUUUUACUGCACCUCCUUCAAAUCAAGUACUACCGAUAUCAACAUUAAAACCAACAGACCCACCAAAACCUAUUCAAGGUUCUACUCCACCUGGACCUGUUGAAGGAGACGAUUCUCAUUCAUCUCUAAAUUUAAUUGGUCCUAUAAUUGGUGCUGUUGCCGGAAUUCUUGUUAGUGUUUUAAUCAGUGUAUUUAUCAUAUGUUUGUAUUUAAAACGCAAAGCUCGAAAGACUCCAGUCAUUUCCAAAACCCCAGAUGUUAAAUUUAUUGAAUAUCCAUCACUUUAUACUGGUGCAAUAAGUACAGCAGACAGUACAGCAAAACUCUACGGAAUGUCCCCAACACGAAAUAAUUCAAUUACUUCACAUUAUUAUGAAAAAAUUAAUUAUAAUGAACAAUCUUAA